UACAGUACGCUUUGUAUACUUAAGACAUGAGGUUAUCUUAAAUUGUUGUACUGCUAGAUUGAAAAACUGUUUUAGAAUAUUUCCUCUGAUAAUGUUUUCCCUUGUUUAAAAGAUUCGUUAAACAUAUUUAGUUUCAAAAUGACGACAUCGGACUUGCAUAAUUUCCAUGCAGCCGACUAUGCGGUUUUUGGCGGCAUGUUGCUCGUUUCAAUGGGAAUUGGGAUUUACCAUGCAUGUGCAGGAGGAAAACAAAAAAGUACAAAGGAAUUUCUGAUGGCAAAUCAAAGUAUGAGAUCACUACCUGUAGCAUUGUCUAUUCUUGCAAGUUUCUUUUCAGCAUCAACUCUACUCGGAACACCAGCGGAAAUAUACGAGUAUGGUACCCAGUACUGGGUUUCUGUGUUCGGAGCUAUGUUAGCUCCAGUGACUGGAGCACUUCUAUUUGGACCUAUGUUUUUUAAGUUGAAAGUUGUUAGUGUUUUUCAAUAUUUGGAAGAAAGAUUUCAGUCCAAAUCUGUACGUUUAUUUGGUGCCUUGAUUUUUCUUGUUAGAACUAUCAUUGGUAUGGGCAUUGUUCUUUACGGUCCAUCAACUGCAUUGAGUGCUGUGACAACAUUUCCAGAAUGGGCAGUAAUUUUAGUUGUUGGUGGAGUGUGCACAUUUUACACUACCAUUGGUGGAUUAAAGGCGGUAAUUUGGACUGACGUAUUUCAGACAUUGGUUAUGUUGGCAGGAAUGCUUGCAGUGAUAAUCAAGGGUGCCAUCGAAGUUGGAGGCGGAUAUGAGUUAUGGAAUAUUGCCGAUAGAGGAAAAAGAAUAGAGUUUUUUAGAUUUGAUCUUGAUCCACAUGUAAGACAUACCUUCUGGGCAUUAACCAUCGGUAUUUACUUUGUUUGGCUGGCACCAUAUACUGUGGAUCAACAAAUGGUGCAAAGAUUUUCUUCUGCACGAUCAUUAAAAGAUGCAAAAACGGCCUUGCUUCUUAAUGUUCCUUUUAUGUUCAUCUUGAUAACACUGUGUUCAUUUACUGGUUUAGUUAUGUUUGCUUUUUAUGCUGACUGUGAUCCACUCAAGACACACGAGGCCGAAAAUCCUAACCAGCUUCUGCCUCUAUUCGUUGUGGAACUGUUUAGGGACGUUCCUGGAAUACCGGGUCUGUUUGUUGCAUGUCUGUUCAGUGGAGCAAUGAGUUCAAUAUCUUCAAUGUUAAACUCGUUGUCUGCUGUUACGUGGGAAGAUUUUCUCAAGUUGAAAUUUUACAAGGUGUCUGAUGAGAGAGCCACAUUUGUCACGAAAUGUCUCGUAUUAUUGUUUGGCUGCCUAGGCAUAGGUAUGGCAUUUGCUGUUAGUAAUAUGGGCGGUUCUGUAUUACAGGCAUCAAUCACUUUGAACGGAGCUGCUGGUGCUCCAUUGGUAGGACUGUUUAUACUAGGAUCUUGCUUUACUUCAGCGAAUUGGAUAGGUGCCCUAAUUGGUGGAGUUGUUGGUUUUGCUUUUCCUAUGUGGUGCGGAAUCGGAAAGUAUACAAAUGAUCCCCAAAACUUUAAGUUAUCAACAUCAACUGAAGGAUGCAACUUGACAGCGUUGAACGGUUCUGUGUUUCAAGUUGUAAAUAAUACAGAAUUGGAAGGCCUCCAGCAAUUAUAUGGACUGUCCUAUAUUUGGUUCAGUAGUAUUGGCAUCUUAAUAGUUGUUAUUGUUGGAUUGUUUGUGAGCUUUUUGACAGGGGUUACGGAGCAUGUAGAUGAAAACUUAAAACUGCAUUUCUGGCAAAAAUUCGUUUACUGUCUGUGUCCAGUGAUGGGAUCUACUAAAAAAGAAAAAGAAAUGAAACAGUUUCUUGAAAACUUGAAAAACGCACCAUCAUUAGACAUUUUACAAACCAAGAAACCUAUAUUAGCAGCAAUGAUAGAUACUAACACAGGGGCGUUGGUGUUACAAAAUGGCACAACUGGUACAUCAAUAGAAAACACUUUUUCUGCUGAAAAUGGAAACGAGGCAGACGAAUCGGAAGAAGGUCAUAGCACAAAUACAAACGAACAGAUUGAUGACAGUAUAGAUAUGGAUAUUUCCGAAAACCAAACGGACGGUAUCAUAGAAAAUGUAUCUUCUUCCGGUAUUGAUGAACAUAACACAACUUAUACAGAGACAGACAAACAUUUGGAUACAAAUGAAAUUGAGGAAGUCACCAAUUCCCAUUACGAAACAGUGAUAAACAAUAUCGGUACUGCAAAAGAUGUUAAUGAUAUUUUAGAUGAUAUUGAUAUUAUUGUAUCAGAAGCUGAAGAUACAAAAAGGGAAGGAAGCGAGGAUAAUGACAAUGAGAAUAAUUUAUAGAGAAUAUAUGAUGUUCAAACAACAAAGUAGGAUAGAUAUAAAAAAAAAAUGAAAGUUCGGCAAGAUUAAGAUGCGCUAGCUUUAAUGAAGAAAAAUUAAACAUUUGUUAGCUAUAAACAGUAAAAGAGAUUUAAGAAUAUUCAUCAUGCUUAUAAUGACUUGAAAAGUCAGAUGUAAUGCAAACCGGCUAUUGGUACUUAACGGAACGGAACGGAACGAAACGGAACGGAACGGAAUUUCAUUUAAGGUAUCCAAAGGGGGCAUUUAUCAAAAUUUCGAAAAAUCUUUAAAACAAAACAAACUUUAAAAUUUCUGUGUUUUACGGUUUUCCAUAUACAAAUAACACAAAU
Mytilus trossulus (common blue mussel) is the source of this 2687-nucleotide messenger RNA. RefSeq names its product sodium-coupled monocarboxylate transporter 1-like. Gene Ontology annotation, molecular function: symporter activity. The record is from RefSeq and is a predicted model, not a curated record. Gene Ontology annotation, cellular component: membrane. The transcript is spliced from 16 exons. NCBI's taxonomy places the organism in Eukaryota, Metazoa, Mollusca, Bivalvia, Mytilida, Mytilidae. Gene Ontology annotation, biological process: transmembrane transport; sodium ion transport. The coding region runs from base 139 to 2337 and encodes 732 amino acids.